This is a messenger RNA of Pteropus alecto (black flying fox), 419 nucleotides long. RefSeq names its product histone H4. Gene Ontology annotation, cellular component: nucleosome. Lineage: Eukaryota; Metazoa; Chordata; Mammalia; Chiroptera; Pteropodidae. The coding region runs from base 48 to 359 and encodes 103 amino acids. Gene Ontology annotation, molecular function: DNA binding; structural constituent of chromatin; protein heterodimerization activity. The transcript has a single exon. The record is from RefSeq and is a predicted model, not a curated record. Gene Ontology annotation, biological process: nucleosome assembly.
CCCAGUGGCCGCAGGUGACACCACGUGAGUGUUUAGGCGCAGCAGUCAUGUCUGGGAGAGGCAAAGGUGGCAAAGGCUUGGGUAAAGGCGGCGCCAAGCGCCACCGCAAAGUCCUGCGAGACAACAUCCAGGGCAUCACCAAGCCGGCCAUCCGGCGCCUGGCACGGCGGGGAGGGGUCAAGCGCAUCUCCGGCCUGAUUUACGAGGAGACCCGGGGGGUGCUGAAGGUGUUCCUGGAGAACGUGAUCCGGGACGCGGUCACCUACACGGAGCACGCCAAGCGCAAGACGGUCACCGCCAUGGACGUGGUGUACGCCCUCAAGCGUCAGGGACGCACCCUCUACGGUUUCGGAGGCUAAGCCGCCGCUGCAGGCUUAAUGUGUGGCAAUCCCAAAGGCCCUUUUUAGGGCCAACCAAAG